AUGGGCUGUGGGAAUUCCACAGCAACCAGCACGGCUGGAGGUCCGCCUGAGGCUGCCAAAGACGAGACUGAGGAGCCUCCUCCAGAGGAUGAGAAGAGGAAGAACUAUGGAGGAGUGUAUGUGGGCUUACCUACUGACCUCAGCAGCGUGACAACAGUCCAAACCCCGUCCACACAUAAAGAUUAACGAUGACUCGAUUGCUGGCUGCAGCACAUGUGCAGGUCUGUUCAAAGGGACGUCAGACUCAGCUGUGCUGUCUCACCAUAUCAGCAGAAAAAAGCUUUCGCUGAUUGAACAGGAAACAAUCAACAGCGAACCAAUCAUUUCUCCCUUCUCAGGGGACUGACAUAAGAUAGGCCAGGUGAGGUCACAGGGCCGAGAUAGCAGCACUGCAGAAGAGGAGCCAGGCUGUUCAACUUGUUCAGUUCGGUCCUAACUGCCCUUUUACACUGACCUAAGACCAGCCAUGCAGAAAUGUAAACUGUUACGUAUCUGAGAGCAGUUCUGUAGUAACAAGUUGUCACUAUUGAAACCUCAUGACUCUUUCCUUUUGUCUUUUCUUUUUUAUACACCAUUUGAAAAUGCCAGCUGCCCUUUACAGUGGGUGAACAUUUUUUGACGAAUGGGCAAAAGAAAUGGUCAAAAAUACUUGAAGUCUCUUUAUAUUACCGUACAUAACAGUUAAGAAUGUGUUUUUUCCUUCUCCUAUAAAGUUAUCUUUUCUGAGAUGUGAGGUUUUGUCUCAACAGUGGCAAAGUGCAAAACUGCUCCCAGAUCUGCAUGGAAAGGCCUACCAACACUUUCUCAGGACUUUAAUCAGAUGUGACUGACCACACACAUGAGGAAUAAUGAAAUUUCAAGCAAUUGGGAGAUUCCAACCCUAACCGUGAACUUAUUGGAUGUUCUGCCUUGACUUUGACUUUUUCUGUAUCUAAUUCAGUCCUUAAGAACUCCAGCUAUCAUCCACUGCCUGCCACAGCUUGU
Colossoma macropomum (tambaqui) is the source of this 984-nucleotide messenger RNA. Its product is annotated as overexpressed in colon carcinoma 1 protein homolog. The transcript is spliced from 5 exons. Bases 1 to 186 code for a protein of 61 amino acids. The record is from RefSeq and is a predicted model, not a curated record. Lineage: Eukaryota; Metazoa; Chordata; Actinopteri; Characiformes; Serrasalmidae.